Messenger RNA from Triplophysa dalaica, 8523 nucleotides. RefSeq names its product ankyrin repeat and KH domain containing 1 (gene ankhd1). The record is from RefSeq and is a predicted model, not a curated record. The coding region runs from base 157 to 7998 and encodes 2613 amino acids. Gene Ontology annotation, biological process: innate immune response. The transcript has 34 exons. Lineage: Eukaryota; Metazoa; Chordata; Actinopteri; Cypriniformes; Nemacheilidae. Gene Ontology annotation, cellular component: cytoplasm. Gene Ontology annotation, molecular function: RNA binding; protein binding.
AAAGUUAAUGGCUUGGGGGAAAGAGAAUCUCUUCUCGCUUCAGGAGAGUUUGAGGAUUUUUCUGAAGUAAAACGUAAUUAUUUUAUAACAAUAUAACCCCAAAGAAAGUGAUAAGACAACAUUACCUUCACAAAUAUACGUAUUAUUUAGGAAAGUAUGCAGGAUGCAGUAGCCGGGACGGCAAUGCUGACGGACGGCUUCGAGGACGAGAUUGACUCGGUGACUCCGCGUUCCCCUGCGUUAGGGAUGGGGGUUGGAGCUACACCAGGAGCCGGACUCGGGGGCCUCGGGAUCGGCGUCGGUGGCAAGAAAGUACGCUUGUUCGGCGAGACUGGCGGGCCCACGACAGACAGACUUGAUUUCAAACUCACAGCUGCUGCUGUGCUAUCGUCGGGCCCAGGAUCCGGCAGCGACGAGGAUGAGGUGUCUGAGGUGGAAUCAUUUAUUCUUGACCAGGAGGAUCUGGAUAACCCCGUACUAAAGACGGCUUCAGAGCUGCUCUUAUCCAGCGCUGCAGACGGAGCUGACCUCAGAACAGUAGACCCAGAAACACAGGCCCGACUCGAGGCGUUACUAGAAGCGGCAGGCAUUGGUAAACUCUCCACUGCUGAUGGCAAAGCCUUUGCAGAUCCAGAGGUGCUGCGCCGCCUGACGUCGUCGGUGAGCUGCGCGCUAGACGAGGCCGCCGCCGCCCUCACCCGCAUGAGGGCAGAAAACACACUCAACGCCAGUCAGGCCGACAACCGUAGCCUGGCUGAGGCCUGCUCGGACGGCGACGUCAACGCCGUGCGGAAGCUGUUAGACGAGGGACGCAGCGUCAACGAACACACAGAGGAGGGUGAGAGCCUGCUGUGUCUGGCCUGCUCUGCUGGAUACUAUGAGCUCGCUCAGGUCUUGCUGGCCAUGCACGCUAAUGUGGAGGACAGAGGAAUCAAGGGAGACAUCACGCCACUCAUGGCUGCUGCAAGCGGCGGUUACGUAGACAUCGUCAAACUGCUCCUGGUGCACGGAGCAGACGUUAACGCACAGUCCUCAACAGGUAACACAGCGCUGACGUAUGCAUGUGCGGGAGGCUUCCUGGAUGUUGUAAAUGUGCUGCUGAAGGAGGGUGCCAACAUUGAAGAUCACAACGAGAACGGUCACACUCCUCUGAUGGAGGCUGCCAGCGCAGGCCACGUGGAGGUCGCUCGCGUGCUCCUGGAGUACGGUGCUGGAAUCAAUACACACUCCAACGAGUUUAAAGAGAGCGCGCUCACACUCGCCUGCUAUAAAGGGCACUUAGACAUGGUCAGGUUUCUUUUAGAAGCGGGAGCCGACCAGGAGCACAAGACAGACGAGAUGCACACCGCUCUUAUGGAGGCCUGCAUGGAUGGGCACGUAGAGGUGGCACGGCUACUGUUGGAUAGUGGGGCGCAGGUAAACAUGCCCGCUGACUCAUUCGAGUCGCCACUGACGCUAGCUGCCUGCGGGGGCCACGUGGAGCUGGCAGCACUGCUGAUCGAGAGGGGAGCCAACCUGGAGGAGGUGAAUGAUGAGGGCUACACUCCGCUGAUGGAGGCUGCUCGGGAGGGUCAUGAAGAGAUGGUCGCACUGCUCUUGGCACAAGGUGCAAAUAUUAAUGCGCAGACAGAGGAAACGCAGGAGACUGCACUGACUCUGGCGUGCUGCGGCGGCUUCCUUGAGGUUGCAGAUUUUCUCAUCAAAGCUGGGGCGGACAUUGAGCUGGGUUGCUCUACCCCGCUCAUGGAGGCUGCGCAGGAGGGGCAUCUGGAGCUGGUCAAAUACUUGUUGGCUGCAGGGGCUAACGUUCACGCCACUACAGCUACGGGGGACACAGCUCUUACAUAUGCUUGUGAGAACGGACACACCGAUGUCGCUGAUGUGCUGCUACAGACAGGAGCUGACCUGGAACAUGAAUCGGAAGGGGGCAGGACUCCACUGAUGAAAGCAGCCAGAGCAGGCCACCUGUGUACUGUGCAGUUUCUCAUAAGCAAAGGUGCUAAUGUCAAUAGAGCCACAGCCAACAAUGAUCACACAGUGGUCUCUCUGGCUUGUGCGGGAGGGCACCUGGCUGUCGUCGAGCUGCUUUUGGCCCAUGGAGCAGACCCAACCCACAGACUGAAGGAUGGCUCCACGAUGCUGAUUGAAGCUGCUAAAGGUGGUCACACUAAUGUGGUGUCCUACCUGCUAGACUAUCCAAACAACAUUCUGUCAGUCCCUGCCCCAGACCUGUCCCAGCUCACACCACCCUCUCAUGACACUUCUCAGGCCCCUCGAGUCCCAUUCCAAGCAUUGGCUAUGGUGGUGCCACCCCAGGAGCCAGACAGAGUGCCCUCCACGAUACCAUCACCCCCACCCGUCACAAGCAAAGGUGCGUCAAAGCAGAGGCUGAGCUCCAUUCAGAGCACCUCUGUGGCAUCAGGUGGCUUAGACGCUGACCUGCUGCCGCCGUUUCAUCCCUACCAGCCUCUGGAGUGCAUCGUCGAGGAGACUGAGGGCAAGCUGAACGAGCUUGGCCAACGCAUCAGCGCCAUCGAAAAGGCCCAGCUGCAGUCGCUUGAGCUCAUCCAGGGAGAGCCGCUCACCAAAGACAAGAUCGAGGAGCUGAAGAAGAGUCGCGAGGAGCAGGUGCAGAAGAAAAAGAAGAUCCUGAAGGAGCUGCAGAAGGUCGAGCGGCAGCUGCAGCUGAAGACGCAGCAACAGUUCACCAAAGAGUACAUGGAGACCAAGGGGCACAAGGAAGAGCUAGGCCAGGCGGCAGGGGCGGAGAUGCCCGGCACCCCCCUGCCCCUGCAGGCCACACAGCUGGGCUCUGACGUUGACAACGAGACUGACUGCAGCAAGGACGAACACAUGCCCACCUCCACCAAUGAGGAAGACGAUGGCGAGGAGGAAGACGAGGAUGUGUAUGAAGAGGACGUCGACUUACCCAAGCUGCCACAGGUGGAUACUAUUCUCUACAGAGAGGGGACGCAACCUCCGCCACCUCCACCUCCUCAGAACCAAGGCCUCCAGAGUCAAACAAGCUUCGUUCCCAUCCAGCCUUUGGCCACGCAGCAGUCCACAGACUUCAGCAACGCGGAGUACUCGGAAAGCAGCAGCCCAGACCUGCAGAGGGUGUUGCUUGGCCCGCAGCUAACGGGGUUGGGACCGGGGCUUCUCGCACAGGCACCCGACGGACUCAUGGUGGCCACGCCCGCACAGACGCUCACAGACACACUUGAUGACAUAAUGGCUGGUGAGCUUCCUUUUGCUGUGAACAGCAGAGUGCCUGUGGUAAACACUACAACUUCACCCUCUCCUCAGCCCUCCGCACAGAUGCCCAUCAACACAGUCUCCCCAUCCUCCAUGCUCCCGCUGUACCCUUCCGUGGACAUUGACGCACAUACGGAGAGUAAUCACGACACGGCGCUGACGCUGGCCUGUGCAGGUGGCCACGAAGAGCUCGUCUCAGUUCUCAUUGCACGUGGGGCCAACAUCGAGCACCGGGACAAGAAGGGGUUUACUCCCCUGAUCCUGGCUGCCACAGCGGGUCACGUCGGCGUGGUGGAGAUCCUUCUGGACAAAGGAGGGGACAUCGAAGCUCAGUCUGAGAGAACCAAAGACACCCCUCUGUCCCUCGCCUGCUCGGGUGGCAGACAAGAGGUGGUGGAGCUAUUGUUGCUCCGCGGGGCUAAUAAGGAGCACCGUAAUGUGUCUGACUACACCCCCCUCAGCCUGGCGGCCUCAGGGGGCUACGUCAACAUCAUCAAGAUCCUCCUCAACGCCGGUGCCGAGAUCAACUCCAGGACUGGCAGUAAGCUGGGCAUUUCUCCACUCAUGUUGGCAGCCAUGAACGGCCAUGUGCCUGCCGUGAAACUGUUGCUGGACAUGGGAUCAGACAUCAACGCUCAGAUAGAGACCAAUCGCAACACAGCACUGACCUUGGCAUGCUUUCAGGGACGAGCAGAGGUUGUCAGCCUGCUGCUGGACCGGAAGGCCAACGUGGAACAUCGCGCCAAGACGGGUCUCACUCCUCUCAUGGAGGCUGCGUCUGGUGGUUAUGCCGAAGUGGGCCGUGUGCUGUUAGAUAAAGGGGCGGAUGUCAAUGCCCCUCCGGUUCCUUCCUCUCGUGACACCGCACUCACCAUAGCUGCAGACAAGGGCCACUACAAGUUCUGUGAGCUUCUCAUCAGCAGAGGGGCUCACAUUGAUGUGCGGAAUAAGAAGGGGAACACACCUUUGUGGCUGGCUGCUAACGGAGGCCACUUUGAUGUAGUUCAGCUGUUGGUGCAGGCUGGAGCUGAUGUUGACGCAGCCGACAAUCGCAAGAUCACCCCCCUCAUGGCAGCGUUCCGCAAGGGUCAUGUUAAAGUGGUGCAGUACCUAGUAAAGGAAGUCAACCAGUUCCCAUCUGACAUUGAGUGCAUGAGAUACAUUGCAACCAUUGCGGAUAAGGAACUACUGAAGAAGUGUCAUCAGUGCAUGGAGACCAUCGUCAAAGCCAAAGAUCAGCAGGCCGCUGAGGCAAACAAGAACGCCAGCAUUCUGCUAGAGGAGCUUGAUCUGGAAAAGUCUCGUGAAGAAAGUAAGAAGCAGGCCUUGGCUGCAAAACGGGAGAAGAGAAAGGAGAAGCGCAAGAAAAAGAAGGAAGAGCAGAAGAGGAAGAUGGCAGAAGAAGAGGCAAAAGUGAAAGAGAUUUACUCUGAGCUGCAGGAUCUGAAGGAGGACUCUUCUGAAGAGCUGGAGGUUCCAAUUGAGCCCCCAAGCGCUACCACCACCACGACCAUUGGAAUCUCCGCCACUUCCCCAACCUUCACAAACGCGUUUGGCAAAAAGCGGGCGAACGUGCCCACCACGCCGAACACCAGUCGCAAGAACAAAAAGAAUAAGACCAAGGAUUCUCCCUGUGAGCCCAUUAUCCUCCAAGACCCGCAGGUGUCCCUGGCGCAGCAGAAAGCAGACAAAAACAAGAUCCAUGGCGAACCUAGAGGGGGCGGGGCACCUGGCGGCACCAGCGACUCCGAUAACCUAGACAGCACUGACUGCAACAGUGAAAGCAGCAAUGGCAGUAAGAGUCAAGAGCUCACCGACCCGCCCUAUUCAUCCUCCUCUUCCUCCUUCCCCCUCCCAGUCCCUGCAGGCUCUGGCCAUUUCCAGACUCCAGCAGAGAAGAGACAGGGGCCAUCGCUGCAUAGCUAUCGUGAGGAGAAGGUCACAGUGUCCAUCUCCAAACCGCAGCACAAAUCUCAUGAGAUCCAAAGUGACUUGACUUCCAGUUCCUUGCCCUCAUCGUUUAAGACCAUUUCACUACCCGUCAACUCACCCAACAUUAAAAUGAACCUCACUAGCCCUAAGAGGGGCCAGAAAAGAGAAGAGGGAUGGAAGGAGGUAGUUCGGAGAUCUAAGAAACUCUCAGUCCCUGCUUCGGUGGUGUCUCGGAUAAUGGGUCGGGGCGGCUGCAACAUCACAGCCAUCCAAGACGUAACAGGCGCACACAUCGAUGUGGACAAACAGAAGGACAAAAACGGAGAGAGAAUGAUCACUAUCAGAGGAGGCACAGAGUCCACACGGCAUGCUGUACAACUUAUCAACGCGCUAAUUCAGGAUCCUGCCAAAGAGCUGGAGGACCUGAUACCUCGUAACCACAUUCGGCCACCUGGCACCAACACCAAAAUCAGCUCCACCUACACAACCUCCACUGGGGCAACCAGCACUACAGCAGCUAGUUCAAAAGGCUUGCCAUCUGUGGUGCCCUCCUCAGGUGUUUCGUUCCCAUCCUCCUCCAACUCUACGUCUCAGCAGGCUGGCAAGUUGGGCAAAAGCAUGGCACCGGGUGUCAGGCCUCCCUUCGUAUCUUUGCCGCUCGCUUACGCUCAUCCUCAGCUGGCCCUUCUAGCGACUAUGCAUCAUAUCCGUCACCCUCGUUUGCCUAUGGCACAGUUCGGCGGCACUUUCCCGUCAUCUCCCAACACAUGGGGUCCAUUUCCCGUGCGUCCUGUGAGCCCUGGUAGCGCUAACAGCUCCCCAAAACACAGUGGCAACUCUGCUUCGCGUCCUGCCAUCUCUGGUCCGGCCCACCCUGAGCACCCCUCUCCUCCUACAUCCAGUGCCCUGGCUGCCACUGGCUCCACCACUUCUCCCACGAGUACUGCACCUACCAACACCCCCACGCCUUCCUCAGUCAGGAAGCAGCUCUUCUCCACAGAGCCAAAGUCUGGGGCUGGAGUGCCCAUGGCCACGACUGGCAGCACCACUGCAUCUGUGCAAGUUGCUCCGUCUCCCAUCAGCUGCAUUCAAACCACCCCAACGACUCCGCCGCCGCCCAUUGCUCUGCCCACACAGCAUCCUUCCCAACCCAAGUCAGAGCCGGCUAGCCUCAGCACCCCUGCUAAAGAGAAGCCCGUCACAGAGCUUGCUCUCUCCAGUGCGGGAUCUGCAUCUGACGGCCCCAGCCCCUCAGCUCCCCCGCACUUCACGUCCUCUCCGUCAGGCCCAUCGAUGAUGCCUGCACAGUCAGAGAGCCGACAACAGCUUCCGUCACACUUUCCCUCCACCACAGAACACAGUUCUUCAUCAUCUUCAUCUCAGCCAGGCUCAUCUCACCACGUCACACGCCUGCCUCUUCCCACCUGCAGCAGCACGGUCACUAACACCAGCAGCACCUUACCUCAUUACACCCCUGCCGUGCCUGGUGUGUCCCCGCGCAUGCAGCCACCGACACCCUUCUACCCCAUGCCUCCAGGGGGUCUGCCGGAUCAGCAGUCUGUGUUUGUGCCACCAGGAGCUUCGCAGGAGCCUCCCAAACAGCAGCAACAACAACAGUCUCAGUCUACCCUGGCCCAGGCAGGCAUGCCUCCUCAGUCUCAUCCAAUGUCCACCAACAUGGGCAUGAUCAAUGGCUCUCAAAUGCACCUGCAUGGCGGAAAAGCGCAAUUGCCACACAACUUUGGACCUGCAGCUCUUUUCAGUCCCUUCAGCAUCUUCAACAACAACCAGAUGGGUAACAAUCAGGUUUGGGGGGCCUGUCAUCUGCCGACACGUACCCCAUCUGAGCAGCCCUACAGUGCCCCAAAUACCGCUUACAUAGCUGGAAUGGGGCAAAUGGAAAGUGGGAUGCCUCCUCCGGAUGGCUCAAAAGCUCCCGGGUAUCGUUGCUCCUCACAAAGAGUGGUCCCAAGCCCCAUUGGAAUGCAUCCGAUGGACCCCACAUGCAAUUCCAUGUCCUCGUCUGCUCCACUCACCAACUUUACCACAAGCAUGUCUGCCAGCCCUGUCUUUCUGCAGAGUCCGGCUCCUGUGGGUACACACUCCUUCAGCCGCCAGCACUUCUCUCCCCAUCCCUGGAAUUCCUCCACUUCAUGUAUGAAAAUAAAUUGUGAAUCUCCAGUGCCCUCUGCGUCUUCCGGGGCAUCUUCACCUCUUUGCACAUCUACAGUGACUCCUGCUAUGACACAGUCAAAACCAAGUAGCUCCAACCAGCAGGAUCGGAAAGUGCCCCCGCCGAUCGGAACAGAGCGUCUGGCCCGUAUCCGGCAAACCGGCUCCAUCAACCACACCAUGCUGCCAAACAGCUACACCCCACCAGUGGGACAGGGUGGCAUUUGGUCUUUUGGUGUGGGCAGUGCCUCAGAGACGAUGUCAGGCUGGUCUCAGCCCCUGAUGGGAGGGCCGGUGAUGCAGAUGCAGGAGCCUUCAGCCUUCUCUCAACACCAGGCUAUGGAACGGGAUGACACUGGGAUUGUCGCUCCUUCUAACACUUACCACCAACCUCUACCUACCAACUUUAUGGACUUUAAGGGCCUGCCGAUGUACGGUGGUGCUAUGAUUCCACCUCACCCUCAGAUGGGGGAGGCUCCUGGUGGCCAUGUAUACAACGGUCUUCACACCUCUGACCCUGCCUGGAAUCCCAUCCUGAAGGUUGUUCCCAACUCUGGUGAGAGUUCAGACCCACAACAGGUAUGGCCUGGUACUUGGGCCCCACAUGUGGGAAAUGUGCAUCUGAACCAUGUCAACUAAACCAUGAUCGAGACGCCUAGGAGCAGUAACAAGAAACACGUUUAAAGAACAAGAUAAUUACCUAAUUACUGAGACGUGGUAUUAACCUAGAUGUGUCCCCCCAAAAAAUGUUAAACCAGUUAUGAAAUUCGAGAAAUGGACACCUUUGACGUGCCUAACUAAAAAGACAGAAUCCAGUGUGGGAUUUAACGUGUUUACCACCGUCUAUGAACAAAUCGAUUGCCUGUUCAACAGGAUACAUUCUGAGUAGUAUAGCCAUUUUGACAUUUAAGCCCCACGUAAAAGUGUUCUUGGUCGGCAGGGCUUAGUAGGACAGUGCGCUAUUUAUACUUGGCCAAGACAUAGAUGAUUGCAUAAAGAAUGAAAUCAGACCUUUUAGAGUGGUAAAUACCUGUAUAAUUGUUUACAUACUGAAAAAAGGGUUAAAAUGAGAGUAAAUUUCAUGUCGUAUAGUGGCUCCACUUUAUGUAGCCUGUAUUAAUGUGAAAUAUUUACCUUAAUAUUCAAUAAAAAGUUGGAAAUGUA